Molecule: messenger RNA, 1591 nt
Organism: Dissoconium aciculare CBS 342.82
Lineage: Eukaryota; Fungi; Ascomycota; Dothideomycetes; Mycosphaerellales; Dissoconiaceae
Exons: 2
Coding region: 368-1120 (250 amino acids)
Biological process (GO): chromatin remodeling
Cellular component (GO): Ino80 complex
Source: RefSeq, a predicted model, not a curated record
AUGGUCCAGCACGAUGUCCAACAACGCCGCAAGCCUCCCUUGGCUUCACUCCUCCUCUUACAUGUCAUCACCCCAUAACAUCGUCGUACCUCUUCUGCAAUCGGCAUCAUCACCAACUCCCCAUAUUCGCCGUAAACCACAUUUUGCUGUCCCUGCACGACCCUCUCGCAUGUCGCUUGCGCCGUAAGUCGAAGACUUGGUCAUCACCGCCCGUCGCAAUCAAGCGUCACACCGCACAGGCGCCCACGACAAUCCGAGUGCCGACGGCUUCACUUCACCACCGACAUCAAUUGAUACCGAGACAACAUCGCUGUCAUCCCAAGAAAUUGCGAACACGACAUUCCGGCCAUCUUGAAUUCUGCCCGCCAUGGCGAGCAGUUCCAAGCCAACAGCCAAACAUGCCAAGAAGACCCGCAUAAUCAUACUGCAUCUUUCGCCAGACAGUCUUUCUCAAUUCCCUUCCGAUAGCGCAGAUGUAGAUGUGCCGAAGUCGUCCGUCAAACCCGAUCCGUCGCCAUCAAUACAAGUUACCGAUGAGGACGCCAAUGACUCCAAUGCGACGCCCGUGCCUGCGACUGGAACUGAAGCGAGCGAGAACAACUCAUUAGCGCCGCCUGAUGGCGAUGGAAAGAAAAAGAAGGGAGGUGCCAUAGCCGGUCGCAAGCGCGCUCCGCCUUCGAUAGACCCAUUCGCUCUACCCAAAGAACGAAGCAAACCAGGUCCCAAGAAGAAGCCAAGAUUGGGUCCCGACAAAGGCGUGGUGAUGACUGGAUCUGCCGCAAAUGCAGCACACAAGCUUGGUCCAAAGGCCCACAUGGGUCCGAUCAAUGCCGGUCUUCGUGCACUGGAUCGUACUGGCAAGCCUUGCCGCAGAUGGGAGCGUAAAGGGCUCGUCCUGAAGUCCUUCACCGGCACAACUUGGGGCAUGAACACUUGGAAAGCACCUCCACGCGACACCGGAUUCAACGGUGAUGUCAAGAGUGAUAGUGCCGGCUCAAGCGAGAUCAAGCCGACCCAAGAAAGCAGUGCUGUCGCCAGUGAAAGAAGCCAAGGUGCUGCUGAGCCCCAAGACGUGACCAUGAAUGGACUCGAGAGCUCGCCUGCACCAAUCCCUGCCUAAAAGCAGCCGAGGAGUCUACGAAACGCAACCUCACCCUCUUCCACAUUGAGAUCUUGGUCGAUGCGCCUGAAGACACGAGAACGUCUAUGGCAUGACCUCAGCAGUUCACUAGAGCUGUCCUCAAACAUGGGCACUGAUUGGGAGAUCCGAGUUGAUGUUUAUUGUGUGACCACUAUUAUACGAUGCGUUGUACUACUAUUUAACGAUGAUUAGCAUUUAGCGAGGCGUUGGGAGUCAAACUGAUGGAUGGCGAUGGCUAGAUAGGUGGCCUUGUCAUUGUUUUCAUGCGGAUAUCGACGUAUCCGUGGACGGGUUGAUUUAUCGGAGAUCAUAUCUGAGUGAGCCAGAGCGCACAAGGUUAAUAAGCUCAAGCUUACUAGGCAGAAUUGAACGCAGGAAUAUACAUGAACGGACUGCUUCUUUGAAUACUUAAUCAACGACGAUGUCUCCUGUUCUAUUCUUAACCACUUU